AGUUUCCGGAAGUGCUCUUAAAUACCAGGAAGUUGUAAACAAAGCUGACAGCUAUUCAGUUGUUACCUACAUCUGAAUGGUUGCCUAGUACACUAGGUGUGCAACAGGCAAGUUAUUCGCCGAAAUCGCGUAUCUACCAAUUACGCAGCGAACCAUUUCUGUUUUAUAAAGGGAUCGGCUCGCGGAAGUACAUAUUUCCCGUGCGUCUGUUCAACGAGCUAACGUUAGCCGCCUUCCGUUCUCUCGUGAGGGAAACGCUAACGUUUGCACAAGGACGUCGGGGCACGCCUGUGGAGUUAACGCCGAAUCGAUCGUCACUGUCGCCCACUGGAUAGUGAGCAGCGCUGGUGCCCGAUAAUUGUGUUUUGUUGUUGUUGUUGUUUUUCUCUGCAUUUGCUGUCUGGGGCAAAGAAAGAGCCAGCGAGCGAGCCCGUCCAUCUUAGAAGGACAACAAUGUCUACGUCCAACGCUAAUUUCAAAAACAAGUGUGUGACACAGGUGAACUGCGUCUUCUGCGACAGUCUGCUCUGCACCAGGGGCAUGAAGGCGGUGCUCCUUGCAGACACGGAAGUUGAGCUCUUUUCAACUGAUAUACCUCCCAAUAGGACUGUUGACUUUGUGGCCAGCUGCUACUCCACUGAAAGCUGCAAAUGCAAACUGAGGGACAUCGCAUGUCUCAAGUGCGGUAACGUUGUGGGCUAUCAUGUCGUGGCCCCCUGCAAACCCUGCCUGCUGUCCUGCAACAACGGCCAUUUCUGGAUGUUCAACAGUGACGCUGUGUCAACUCUCAACAGACUGGACGCAACGGGCCUGAAUCUGCUCCUGUGGGGAGACCUCCCUGAACUGGAUGACAGCGAGAACGAAGAAUCGGAAACCCCAUCAGAAGAGGAGUGCAUCAGGUAGAGGAGGAAAUGGACAAUGUGCGAGACCGAGAGGGCCAACGUGUGAGGUGGAGCUACGAGCGUGUACAAACCAAGAUGUGAGAGAAAGGAGAAGUCUUUAAGGGUCAUUGAACACUGAAUCACAGAGGGCAGAAAUGUGCUGCUGUUCCGCUCUGCAUGGGUUAAAACCACGCUGCAAUUUUUGGCCCUUUGUAAUUCAGUGGUGAAUUACCCUUUAACCUAUGAUCCCGCCUUUUCUCACCAUUUCUCACUGUUAAAAGCACAGACACAUGCUGUCAGUCACACAAACUCUUCCCUCUCUCUUAUGUACAGUUGCGUGAGCUAUUGUAAAAACAUAUGGCAGAAGUCGACUGAAGAUGACCGACAACUAGAGACCUUAAUCUAGUGUGUUUCACUUUUCGUUAGUCUUCGCUGAGAUCAUGGGUUUUGAUCGGCCUCGUGAAAGGUUCCGGAGUGUGGUAUGAUAAGUCAGUGGAACUUAACGUACCAGUGAAAUGCUGUGCUUUUUCCCAUUGUUUACAUUGAGUCUGCUUCUCUGAUAAGGCAACCACAAUUCACUCACUCUCCAUUAGAUGGCAGAUCUACAGUAAUCUGUACGUUGAAUAUGCUGUAAUAAGAAUUUACUCCCAUUAACAGUUACUUUUUAAAGGCUUACAUCUUCUCUGUGUGACUGGGUGCUGACUUGAGUUCGAGUGCUUUUUGAGUCCAAUGCAUUGGAGAAAUAGCACAAUUAUUGAAUAUUGUGUAUAUAUACAUAAAUAUAUAUAUACCGUCUAUAUUCAUAAAUAUAUAUAUACCGUCUAUAUUAUGAGUUUCUCGCUUUUCAAGGGCAUAUUUGAUUUAGGAUACCAUACAGUCUGACAAACUAUAAACAUAUUUUGAUAUGCUAAUAUAGUGUUUGUUAUACACCUGACAGCAGUAGUAUAUGUGUAACACUGAGAUGACUGACUGUAGCAGUGUUCGAUACUAACAUGCUAACUUAUGCAUAAUGUGUGCUUCCACACAGGCCUGGAGCAGCCACAUUUAAAGUCGUACUUUUGUUAGGAGCUCAAAUAAUGUUUGAAGAAUUACCUGAUCGAUGAUAGAGGAAAACCGUAAUGGAAAUCAACAAAGGUGUAUUUUUUGUGCCACUCGAUGCGGAUUAUUAAUCAAAGUCUUGAAAACUGUUCUCAAUGGAUUUCAGUGUUCACAAUCUUUUAAUUUAUUUAUUUCACCCCUGUUCAGUUUUAUGUAGCAGCAUAACUGUAGCACCUGAGGUGAAGGGGGAACAAAUCAACUCCAAAGAAUCAUGGUACAUAUAGAUAUUGAACCAGACUGGCUUCCCCUCUGAAAAGAUAAUUAUGAUAUUUUUUAGCCAGUCUAUAGAAUAGCAUUUCACAUUUAAGUUAAGUUUCAGUCAGUGCAGCUGGCCACAACACCCUCAACCCUCAAUAUUCCAUUGGCCUUACUGAUGCUGUGAUUGCUGACAAUGAGCCUUUGUUCAGAUGUGGACUCGGGGAUCGAUGUUGUACGUUAGUUGGUCAUCUCACUAAAUGACCGGGGCCUUCUCGUCAGCCUGUUGUGCCAGACGCAAGCUCCAGCAUCCACCAGUCACAAGGGACGUAACUCAAAUCAGGCCUCUUUUGGCAGUGCCAUCCUGGAGCUCUUGUUAUUGUUUCACUGCCGUGCCCUGCUGAAAACUUACGAUCCUGUCUUAAAGCAACAGUCGUUCUGCGAGUGAAUGAGUUUUGCCUGAAUUGUCAGCAAGCAAUGUCGAAGAAGCAAAACAUACUGUCGAAUGUCACUUCGUACCUAAAGGAAAAUGAUAAAGGAAGUUGUAUUUUAAAAAUCUAAAUCUACGGUUUUAGCUAGAGCCUUUAGUUGUGAAAAACACACAUAGGUGAUGGAAACUUUGUCCAGCAAUUUCUCGUCCUUGACCCUCAAAGUUCUAACUGACAGUCUGCUACACUUGCACACCAAACACUGUCUUAUGUGGUAAACCGAUAGGAUACAUUGCAUAAAAUAGGUAUUUAUUAAAUCUGCAAACCAAAUAUAUGUAACCACAUACUUCCUUUUUGUUUACAGACUUUGUUUACAAAUGAUUUGUAUUGUGCUAUAGUACUUAUGUUUUUGUUCACGUAUUUAAUAUUUCUUUUGUGACGUAGUGCUUUGUUUUCUGUUGGAAAAAAAAAAUUGGAUGUGUACAGUUUUACCCCGAGAGGGUAUCACUCGCAAGCUUCCUCUGGCUAGGACAAAUGUCAAAUGAUAAUCAAAAGAAUUAUUUAAAUGGAUGUUUCUGAUGUGAAUAACUUUCAAUUAACAUACCCUGCUGAAAAUGUAUAUUUUGGAAUUGCACUGAAACUGCAUUGGUAGUUUGAAGAAAAUUAUUUGUUGUUUUGUAUGCUUGUUAACUUAAUAAUAAACUUUUUUCUUUUUUUUUCAAAAUAUCCGAAA
Molecule: messenger RNA, 3335 nt
Organism: Scophthalmus maximus (turbot)
Lineage: Eukaryota; Metazoa; Chordata; Actinopteri; Pleuronectiformes; Scophthalmidae
Gene: fam72a
Product: family with sequence similarity 72 member A
Exons: 4
Coding region: 454-903 (149 amino acids)
Cellular component (GO): cytosol
Source: RefSeq, a predicted model, not a curated record